CCUGCUUAUGUCUAUUAGUUACAUUUGCGGAUAGUCACAGCACCACCACCCCGACCUCUCAUGUUACUGACUUUGCCGCCCGCCUCUCGAGUUCACAGACAGCCCAGCCCCCCGGGGUUCAUCGCUCGCUCGCUGGACUGCACAGCGCAGCUGCUUUGCGGGGACGGGACUUGUGAUUUCCUGCGUCUCGCAAUGUCUCUCCCCGCUGCAGCGGGAGCGGGGCCUGAGAAGCUGAUCUUCUAUGUGAAUGGGAGGAAGAUAGUAGAGAAGAAUGCUGAUCCUGAACAAAUGCUGUUGUCUUACCUCCGAAGGAGACUCCGUCUCACAGGAACUAAGUAUGGCUGUGGAGGAGGUGGCUGUGGAGCCUGCACUGUGAUGAUCUCCACAUAUGAACCAGUUUCCAAGAAGAUAAGACAUUAUUCUGCCAAUGCCUGUCUAUUACCCAUAUGUUCGUUGCAUGGCGUUGCUGUCACCACUGUGGAAGGCAUAGGAUGCACAAAAACCCGGAUACAUCCAGUUCAGGAAAGGCUAGCCAAGUGCCAUGGCUCUCAGUGUGGCUUUUGCACCCCUGGAAUGGUGAUGUCCAUGUAUAGUUUGCUGAGAAACCACCCUGAACCCUCCAUGGAGCAGAUAGCUGCAGCUCUGGCUGGUAACUUGUGCCGCUGCACUGGAUAUAGACCAAUCUUAGAUGGCUGUAAAACCUUCUGUAAGGAACCAUUUUGUUGUCAAAGUAAAGAAAAUGGGAACUGUUGCUUGGAUCAAGAAGACAAACUUAAAGGAGAGAAGAUUUCCACCAAGCUGUUUUCAGCAGAUGAAUUUCAGCCCUUGGACCCCACCCAGGAGUUUAUAUUUCCACCAGAAUUAAUGACAAUGGCUGAAAAUCAGCCAAAAAGAACUCUCGUUUUCCAAGGGGAAAGAACAAUUUGGAUUUCUCCUGCUAGCUUGAAGGAGCUUCUGGAUCUGAAGACUAAGUACCCCAAAGCACCUCUCGUUGUGGGAAACACCAGUGUGGGGCCUGAAAUUAAAUUUAAAGGGGUGCAUCAUCCAGUUAUAAUCUCUCCUGCAAGGAUCCUAGAUCUGAAUGUGGUGAGAUACACAGACAAUGGACUAACCCUUGGAGCUGCCUGCAGUCUGACUGUAGUGAAAGAUGCCCUGACAAACACAGUCUCAGAACUUCCAGGGGAGAAGACAAAGAUUUUCCAUGCUCUCUUGCAUCAGUUAAAAACUCUGGGAGGACAGCAGAUCAGAAACAUUUCCUCUUUAGGUGGAAACAUUAUGAGUAGAAAGUCAACAUCAGACUUGAAUCCCAUUCUAGCAGUUGGCAACUGUACCCUCAACCUGGCAUCAAGAGAAGGAACACGGUGGAUUUCUUUGAGUGACAUUUUUGCCAAUGGAGUUGGUAACAAUACCCUUAUGCCUGAAGAAGUCUUAGUCUCUGUUCACAUCCCUCAUUCCAGGAAGGGGGAGUUUGUAUCAGCAUUCCGACAGGCCCAGCGCCGGGAAAACUCUCUACCAAUUGCUAAUGCUGGGAUGAGGGUACUCUUUGCGGAAGGCACAGACAUAAUUAUGGACUUUGGCAUUUUCUAUGGCGGCGUUGGCUCUACCACCAUCUGUGCAAAACAAGCCUGUGAGGCACUCGUAGGGAGGCAUUGGAAUGAGCACAUGCUGGAUGAAGCUUGCAGACUGGUUCUUAAAGAAGUUUCUCUGCCGGGCUCAGCCCCAGGUGGGAAGGUGGAAUAUAGAAGGACUUUGAUUGUCAGUUUCCUCUUCAAAUUCUACCUGGAAGUGCUUCAGUCAUUGAACAAGAUGGACCCCCAUCGGUGUCCUGACAUAUCAGAGAAAUAUGGGAGUGUCCUACAAGAUUUCCAACCCAAAAUGCCCCAGAGUGAACAAAUAUACCAGGAAGUAAACCCAGAGCAGCUUCCCAGGGAUCCAGUAGGACGUCCCAUCAUGCACCAGGCUGGUAUAAAACACGCCACUGGUGAAGCUUUUUACUGCGAUGACAUUCGUGCUGUGGAUGAAGAGCUCUUCUUGACUGUGGUAACCAGUUCCAGAGCCCAUGCAAAGAUUGUAUCGAUUGAUACAUCAGAGGCCCUCAAAGCACUAGGAGUGUUUGAUAUUAUAACCGCUCAGGAUGUCCCAGCCACAAACGAGUUCUACUAUUACAGUGAUCCAGAGGUUAUAUUCGCAAAAGAUAAGGUAAUUUGCGUGGGUCAGAUUGUCUGUGGUGUGGUUGCGGAUUCAGAUGUCCAUGCCAAACAAGCAGCUGCAAAAGUGAAGAUAGAGUAUGAAGAUCUGGAGCCAGUGAUCCUGACUGUUGAGGAGGCUAUAAAGCACAAUUCAUUCUUUGAGCCACAAAGAAGACUAGAACAAGGAAAUGUUGAUGAAGCAUUUGAAACAGUUGAUCAAAUACUUGAAGGGGAGAUCCAUAUCGGGGGACAGGAACAUUUUUACAUGGAGACUCAGUGUGCACUUGUUGUACCAAAAGGAGAGGAUAAAGAAAUGGAUGUAUAUGUGUCAACCCAGCAUCCAGCACUUAUCCAGGAAAUGGUGGCUUCGUGUUUAGGGAUUCCAGCCAAUAGGAUCAUGUGCCAUGUAAAAAGAAUCGGUGGAGCUUUCGGUGGGAAAGUAGGGAAAGCUGGUCUGUUGGCAUCUGUUGCUGCAGUGGCAGCAAACAAAACUGGUCAUGCAGUUCGUUUUAUCCUGGACCGGGGGGAUGAUAUGUUAAUCACAGGGGGCCGACACCCUCUCAUUGGAAAAUAUAAAGUUGGCUUCAUGAAUGAUGGUAGGAUCAUGGCUGCAGAUGCCAAAUACUAUAUUAAUGGAGGAUGCACGCCUGAUGACUCUAUUCUGGUAGCAGAGAUAGUCUUACUAAAAAUGGAUAAUGCUUACAAGAUUCCCAACCUGCGGUGCUGCAGUCGCGCCUGCAAGACUAACUUGCCGUCAAACACAGCAUUUCGAGGUUUUGGUUUCCCACAGUCAGGACUGAUUACAGAAUCCUGGAUAACAGCCAUUGCAGCCAAAAGUGAUUUAUCACCAGAAAAGGUUAGGGAAAUAAACAUGUACAAAGAAACUGAACAAAUAUGCUACAUUCAAGAGCUUGAUCCAGAGAACCUGGUAAGGUGUUGGAAUGAAUGUAUGGAGAAGUCUGAAUACUACAGCAGGAAAACAGCUGUGGAAGAAUUUAACAAGCAAAAUUACUGGAAGAAGAAGGGGAUUGCCAUUAUUCCCAUGAAGUUUCCAUUUGGCUUGUGCACACGUUUUCUAAGUCAGGCUGCUGCUCUGGUUCAUAUCUAUAUGGAUGGUUCUGUGCUUCUAACUCAUGGUGGAAUUGAAAUGGGACAAGGCAUUCACACCAAAAUGAUCCAGGUUGCCAGCCGGGAAUUAAAGAUCCCCAUGUCGAGUAUUCAUAUUUGUGAAACAAGCACAACAACUGUUCCUAAUGCUUGUGCUUCAGUAGCAUCUGCUGGAACUGAUGUCAAUGGAAUGGCAGUAAAGGAUGCUUGCCAGACUCUCUUGAGACGCCUGGAGCCCAUCAUUAGCAAGAACCCGAAAGGUACCUGGAAUGAUUGGGUUAAAGAAGCAUUUGAACAGAGCAUUAAUCUUUCAGCUACAGGUUACUUCAGAGGCUAUGAGGCUAACAUGGAUUGGGAGAAAGGGGAAGGCCAUCCAUUUACGUAUUUUAUUUUCGGAGCUGCUUGUUCGGAGGUUGAAAUUGACUGCCUUACAGGCGAUCACAAGAACAUCCGAACAAACAUUGUUAUGGAUACUGGAUGCAGCAUAAAUCCAGCUGUGGAUAUAGGACAGAUUGAAGGUGCCUUUGUUCAGGGCAUUGGACUUUAUACAAUGGAGGAGUUAAAAUACUCCCCAGAAGGCGUCUUGUACACUCGGGGCCCGGAUCAGUAUAAAAUCCCUGCAAUCUGUGACAUCCCAGAACAGUUCAGUGUUUCCUUGCUGUCAUCCUCACAAAAUCCUUAUGCCAUCUACUCAUCCAAGGGGAUGGGCGAGGCAGGGCUGUUCCUGGGAUGUUCUGUGUUCUUUGCUAUCUGGGAUGCAGUGGCCGCUGUGCGGAAGGAAAGAGGAUUAACCAGGACCUUCACACUGAACAGCCCUCUGACUUCUGAGAGGAUUCGAAUGGCCUGUGCCGAUCAGUUUACUGAGAUGAGUGCGAAAGAUGAACCUGAGUCCUUCGUUCCUUGGGCCAUCUCCAUAUGAAUGGCAAACCGAACCAUGCACAAAGCCUGAAUGAACUCAUUGGUACUGAUUUGUUUAGGAGGGUGGGGGCUCAUUUAAUCAACAAACAUAUUUUAUUUUAAUUCAAAAUCUACCCUCUGGCUACUGAACAAUGAGCAUUACUACUUCAGCCCAUUCUCACACCUGAAUUUUCAGUUUUACUCCUAGAAACCUCUAAAUUGAAAGAGGGUUAUGCAAUAAGAUUCUCUCUGAUCAUCUUAAAUUGCCACUAGGGAGGAAUUAACUAUCACUUUAACAACAGUGCAAAAUCCAGGAUUUUUCAGAACAAUGGAAUUCAAAUUUAUCUCUAAAUAAUAUAGCUAGGUUCACUGAGGUAAUGAGAUGUGAGAGCCUGUGUUGAGCUAAGAGUGCACUGGGGAUGGGAUGCUAGGAUUGAGUGAAUAAAAAAUAAGUGCACUAAUAUUCCUGAGAUCAGUUUGCAUCCCAAUAUUCAGCUUAGGGCCAGCAUUUUAAAGACGUUUAGGCUUUGCGAAAGUGCCUAUGUAGGUUAGAUGCCUAAAUCAUAUUAAAAUCAAUGGGAGUUAGGCACCUCACCUGCUUAGAGUUUGAAAAUCCCACUAGGCACCGGUCUGCAUCUUUAGGCACCUGCAGAUGUUUAAUAAACUGGCCCUUAUUGGCUCUUAUGGUUCUAUAAAUGCCAUAUGUUAAUAGUUUAUGUAAAACAAAUAUUUUUCUUAUCAUUCUUGUGCCCAUGAAAGUCAAAAUAAGCAGCAGAUAGAGGUUCCCAUAAGAGGCCAGAUAAAAUGGCAUAUCACUGUUAAAUUCCAUUCUGUCAUUUGCUGCUGAGGCCUGAUCCUUUAGUCACAAAUCAUCCUUAGUCCCAUAAGUAGCCUCAUUAGUUAGUAAUAACUGUGCACAGAAACAUAAAUGGAACCUAAAGAGUGCAAAUAGCUUUCCCAUUUUAAAGCGUGUCUUGACAAAUGGCACUAAGCCAGACAUUUGGAGGAGUACCCAUCACUGAUCCAGAGACCCCCAACUAAAAUGUAGCUGUGGGAGAAGGGAGCUAUAAUGUGUCCAGGUAUUUUCAGUAAAACACUCUAACAAUCCAGUACAGUAUUUGAUUUCUGAGAGGCUUCAAAUAAGAUGCUAAUUUAGACUUCAAUUCUGCAAUAAGAUCUCCAUGCAUGGAUCCCAUGGCAGGAUCAGACCUAAGUGAUCAUGAUGAUUACCUUUUGAUCACAAACUUGGUGCAGCAAUGUGUGAUUUCAUACACAAAAGCUGCUCUGUGUUGGUGCUAACACCUGUGUGCUAAAAACAACUGGGAGGAGACAAGGGAUUUCAUUCUCCUUUGUGAUACGGAUGCAGCUCCACUGACAUUGCAUUGGUAUAACUGAAGCCAUUAGACUGAUUGUAAAAGAGAAGAAUUUGGCCCAAGAAAUCUUAAGGGUGACUUUGCUAUGGUUUCCCUGGGAGACCUUUUUAUUUUCUCAUGAUUUGAUCCAAAGCCCAUUGAACCUAUGGAACAAUUUCCAUUGACUUCACUGAGCUUUGGAUCAGGCCCUUGAUGAGAGAGUCUCUGGAAAGUAGUUCAGAACAAUGCCAUUGUGCACAACAGCUCAGGAUGAUAUUGGAACAAUCGGAAUGCAGGUGAGGAUUGCUCUUUAACUGCUGAUACACUCUUUUAGUCUCAGCAGGGAAGAUGGAUAUAAGGUAAGGUUAGAAGAUGUUUCACAAAGAUUAUCAAUUUUCUGGGUGUGGUGAUUAGAACUGUACUCAGAAGCACUAGUUUGAAGAGAUUGGAAA
Messenger RNA from Dermochelys coriacea (leatherback sea turtle), 5997 nucleotides. RefSeq names its product aldehyde oxidase 1-like. Gene Ontology annotation, molecular function: NAD binding; xanthine dehydrogenase activity; FAD binding. The record is from RefSeq and is a predicted model, not a curated record. The transcript is spliced from 35 exons. Bases 61 to 4215 code for a protein of 1384 amino acids. Lineage: Eukaryota; Metazoa; Chordata; Testudines; Dermochelyidae.